This is a messenger RNA of Coccinella septempunctata (seven-spotted ladybird), 3554 nucleotides long. RefSeq names its product zinc finger protein 184-like. The coding region runs from base 249 to 3422 and encodes 1057 amino acids. NCBI's taxonomy places the organism in Eukaryota, Metazoa, Arthropoda, Insecta, Coleoptera, Coccinellidae. The record is from RefSeq and is a predicted model, not a curated record. Gene Ontology annotation, cellular component: nucleus. Gene Ontology annotation, molecular function: zinc ion binding. The transcript is spliced from 4 exons.
UCGAACGAGCAGGCAGGCAAGUUGGCUAUCGCAACGUACUUUCUUUCAUCCUGGGUUGGAUGGGAGGGGAGCUGCCACAGCACAGCCGUUUGUUCUAUCAAUCGCAGUGGUCUGACAUGGCUGUUCAGUCCCAAGAAAUGCUCCCGCUUCAAGCAGCACGUUGUUAGUUUUCACGCGGGUUCACUUGAUUUCAGUGUUGGAAACAUUUGUGAAUAUAGUGUAGUUGAAACUGUGGCGUUCUGGUGAUUAUGUCGCAGACUGAAAUGGGUAUUUACGCUCGCUGUUGCAGGCUUUGCUUGUCUGAAAAUAAAGAGACACUCAAGUGCGAGGAAUCAGACAGAGGCGUUGUGUUGAGAGAGCGGAUACUGGCUUUCCUAUCGAUUGAUAUCAAACAAAAUGAUGCGUUAUCCAAACUGGUAUGUGAGGAUUGCUCCCAAAGAGUCAACGACUGGUGCGAAUUCAAGAAGAAUUGCCAAAGGAACCAGACCACACUUGAAUCUUGGGCGAAGGAUGGCGCAGAAGUGUCGACGGUCCAAGUGAAAGAGGAGGUUAUCGAGGAUGACACCCCUGCUGACGACGACGAUAUAGAAAUAUUGACCGACAAUAUCACAGUUAAAACGGAACCCGUCGAUUUCGAGCAUUACGAUGCAUCAAUGACUAAUGGUACUUCUGAACAUUCCGAAGAUGUUGGUGAAGCUGCCAGGGUUGAAGUCGCUGAACACGAGAAAGAAGCACAGGAAACAGGAGCACCAGUUGCGCUUGCAGAAAGAAGAUUCUCGGAACACAGUCAUUCUGAGAAGAUAAUAUUCGCUGCUGGGCUAAAACUGAUCAAGAGCGAUGCAACCCCUAUCGAAAUGGAAAAUCUGUCGCCAUUAGAAAGCAGUUACAUAGAAAAGUGCAAGGCUAUGGUUGAUAUGUACCGUUCGCUUAAAUGCGCUUGUCACAUGGCCACCCAUCCAAACUUGAAGGGACUGUUGUCCCACUUGAGAUCCGUGAAAAUUUGGUUCCCAGUUUUCACCUGUUACAACUGCAUGAUUACGUUCACUGACAGGUCAUCCAGCGGUAAACACAUCCACAAAUGCCCCAACAAGAAUCUCGACACGCUGGUGAAGCUGUCAAAUCUGAAGAAGAGGAGUAAUCUGAAGACGAGAAUUUACCAAAACUACAGAUGCAUCAACUGCAGGUUUAUUUUCGCUUUCCACGAGGACUUCUGCAAGCACGUCGACGAAGAACAUUGUAAUGAGAUAGCUCCAUAUUCCUGCACUUGCACACAAACGUUCGACUCGAUGGAGGACUACAAGGACCACAUAUACGUCUCUUGCAUGGUGGAGUACUACUGCGACAUAUGUAACAUCGCCGUGAGAACCUUGAAGGAAUUCAUCAACCACGCUCAACACCAACACGAUAACUCUGAAGGGUUCUCACUUCUCCAGGAGGACAACUAUAAAAAAAGAACGUUCCAUAAGGUCGAGCCUAGGGAAAACAAGGAAAUUUUGGGAAAGAGGAGGAGUUCCACUUACGGCAGAGCCCCAACAGCGGAUCACGACAAUGAAGACCAAGUUCCAAGUCCCAAAUAUUCCAGGAGUAGCAGGAACGUACCGACCAAGUGCCCACAAUGUGACAAAGUGUACUCUUGCCAAGCUAAUAUGCUGAGACACUUCCGUACCCACCAAGACGAAGUCAAGCAAGAGAAACCCGACCCUGAUGCCCUUGAAAACUCUUAUUACAGAUGCCCUGAUUGCCAAAUCAUGUACAACGCGGUAGACUGGGAAGCACACAAGGAAGCCCACGAGAAAAUCAAAUGUACCGAAUGCGACAAAGUAUUCCUGUUCAAAACUGAACUGGAGCAACACAGAGGCGUUCACUUGAAUCUCAAAGUAUACAGGGACUCGAAAACAGAUUCCUACAAGAGCACGAUGCUGAGUCCGAAUCCGGAGCUUCCAAUCUGCGAUGUUUGCAACAUCCUUUGCGAGAAUUUCGAGGACUUGGAAAGCCAUAAGUUGAGCCACGAAGAUCUGGAUGACGAGGGUGUACCUUUGGAAUUAUCGAAAUACUCGUGUUCGACUUGCAACAAACAUUUUGCGUCCUACGGGGAGUACAGCGAUCAUAAUCUAAAAUUACACGCCGAUAGGCAAAUUUCGAAUAGUGCGUAUCCGAGACAGUGCGAUGAGUGCGAUAAGGUGGUAACCAGUGGGUCGGCCUUCGCAAGUCACAAGGCUAUGCAUAGAAGGCUACGGGCGGAAACUGCGAGAAUAUCCAGACCGGCUUCACCUGUUGACAGGCCUAAAUCUAGAAAAUCCGGGAACCAAGAGGGAGAAGACUACCACACGUGCAAAAGGUGUUUCAAAGUAUUCUCAAGUAGGUACAACUUGAAAAUGCACAUGAAGCUACACGGUAUAAACCUGACGACUGGUAGAACAUCGAAAUCUCCGAAAAAAUUCCACUGCGAUAGAUGCGACAUAACCUUCGCCAACAACGACGCUCUGAAUUCUCACAUAGACGAAGAACACGAUGAUAUGCCGGAGUUGGAGGAAGACUUCAAUCACGGACCAUAUAUUUUCACUUGUGACGUAUGCGUGCAGACUUUCUCGAAUAAGACGGCUCUGAUUCAGCACAAAUCUAAACACCAUUCGCAAGAGGCUGGUCCGUCUAACAGUGAAAUAUCUUUCGUUACAUAUUGCAAGUAUUGUAAAAUCGGUUUUGAUAAAAUGGAGGAUUUGGACGCGCACAUGAUCCAAGCUCACUCUGUAGUACCAGUACCUUCAAAAUCUCCCAAGGUGGUCAACAAUGCCAACAAGGGAUUCAAUUGCAAAAUAUGCAAUAAGAGCUUUUCGUCUCAGCCGGCGAUGUACGCGCAUCAAGGUUGGCACAAAAGAACAAGUAAUGAGGGACCAUUGAACACUCAACCAAAGAAACAAGCGGUGAAACCUAGACGGGCAGAGUUCGAAUGCAACGUGUGCGGUCAAGAGCUGCCAAACGAUAUAGCCCUCAGGAUACACACAAUCGAAAAACACGGAAAUGCAGCCGCCUUGUUGAACCCACGUUGCGAACCGUGUGACCAAGACUUCGGAACCCAGACGGAAUACGAGAAUCACAUGAAACUCCACGAGAUCGUGGAGAACCAGAAGAAGCAGAAGGUAAGCUUCGGUUGUCAGUUGUGUCCUGCAUCGUUCAGCAAGGGAGAGACGUUGCAGGCUCACAUCAAAAUCAGCCAUCCGACCUACCCGCAGGAGUUCAAGUGUCCGCAUUGCGGGAGAAUAUUCGAUAAGCAGGCGUCGCUUACGAACCACGUGAAAGUACAUGAGAAACAGAAAGUCGUUGUUGGAACCUCUAAACCCCUGUAUUUUUGCUCUAUCUGCAGCAUGGGUUUCAAUGUACCAAAGGAUUUGAGAACCCACACCAUAACAGCUCAUCCUUUCUGAGCUAGUCGCAUAGUUUUGUAGGAAAACCAAAUGAAUUAAGUUUUUAUUUUUUAUAUGAAAAUGUGUAGUAUAUGGCAUUGUAUUAAUUUAUAUAUAAUACUUAUAUAUAAUAAAAAACAAAAAAAUUAUAAA